Molecule: messenger RNA, 3295 nt
Organism: Amphibalanus amphitrite
Lineage: Eukaryota; Metazoa; Arthropoda; Thecostraca; Balanomorpha; Balanidae
Exons: 10
Coding region: 119-1807 (562 amino acids)
Source: RefSeq, a predicted model, not a curated record
GCAAACAGCCUAGCAUUUCCCUUGUUUGUUAUUUUCAGACAGUCACUCAGAGAACGUCGCUUACCUGCUUCUUGGAAGAUAUCCGUCGUAAUUCCUUUAUUCAAGAAGGGCUCGAGGAAUGAUGUCUGCUGAUGAAACUGACGCCUUUGGAAUGGUUAAGAAGGAACCUAAAACGCCCAUUAAGGGCGUCUUGGACAAACAGCCAGCUCCGAAGAUCAAGACAGAGAAGGGAUGUUUGAAAAAUGUCAGUGGGCCGGCAAACUCAGCAAAAGGUGAUCAGAAGACGGGUAACUCUAAACCAUCCCACAAGCCACCUAAGAAACGACAGAAAAUGACGGCUCGACCAGUCCCCAUUGCUCCCGCGGGGCAAGGCUGUAUCAAACCACCGCUAGUCAGUAAUGUGGUCUACACGAGCGAGCGCGUAAAGCGAUGCAGUUUUCCAGGCUGUAACUACGCAUCGAUGUUCAAGAAGGAGAUCAGGCAGCACGAGACCCAGGCGCAUCCAGAGAGUCGUAAAUGCAGUUUCUGCGAUCAUUUGGCACCGUCACAGAAGGAGCUGGUCAUUCACGUACACCGAUAUCACGCCAAGAAAAACGACCUGAGCUGUGACCAGUGCGGCUACCGCGGCGUUAAUGCAGCCCGUCUGCUCACACACCAGAGACUUGCCCACAACUUCCUGGCAACGCAGGACGUUAAACAUCUCGUGUGCCAUGAAGAGGACGCCGCCGGAGUCAGAUGCACCGCUAGGUUCGGCUUUCUGUCGCAGCUCAGAUGUCAUCUGACCGAACAGCACGGCAUCAGGCCUGCGGCAAUCAAACUCACCACCGGCUUCAAGACGGUCGAAGAGUUCAUGACGUGGAAGGCAGCCUACGAGCGGGAGAGCCAAACCCGCUACCGCCUGGUGGCCCGUCCGCUGCGAUGGGACCGGCCGGCCACCUAUGUGUGCUGCCGCUCCGGUCGGGGCUCCGAGGCCGCCUCCCGACUCCACCUCUACGAGAACCGGGGCUUCCGCUGCACGUCGACACUGCGCGCGACCGAGUCGUCAGCGGGUCGAGUGAGGAUCACCCUGUAUCCGUAUCAUUACGGACACGAUAGAGAGUGUCCCGAGAGUGAUAGUGAGGAUGAAGCGGCGGUGACUGAGACUGUGACGGAGACUGAGGACACGGCAGAGGUAGAGACUGAGAGUGACGGGUCAGAGGAGUGUGAUGACGUCGGAGGGGUUGGGAUGUCCAGGCCAAAUAUGGAUAUGGAUGUUUGUGAUGACGAUAUCGAUGGGAACGCGUCGGGUGAAGCGGAGGAGCCGGGUAGUCAGAAUGAGCCAAGUGGGAGGGUAUGUCGGCUGUUGGAGGUUAAGAACGAAUGUGACGGUGGUGAAAGGGAAGAAGAUGGAACUGCGGACGAGGAAGGGAUGGAGGGAGAUGAAACUCUGGAUGGGGAAGAGUUGGAAGAAGAUGGAAGUGCGAAUGGAGCUGCAGAAGGAGACGGGGCUGUGCAAGAGGAAGACGAAGAAGCUGGAUGUGCGGAUGAAGAUGCAGUAGGAGAAGAUGGAGCCGAGUAUGUUUUAUUGAAAAACGGAGCCGCGGCAGCUGCCGGCGCAGGCCGGAGGGCAGCUACCCGCAAAAGACCUCUUCAAGGGGAGGUUGCCAUAGUGCUGACGCCCAAGAAACCAAAGACGGCUCUGGCUGACCCCUCUCCGAGUCAGGAGAGUGGUCGGGGGACCGGUAGGGGCUCCCGCAGCAGCCCCCGUGUGACACGAGCGGUCGGCCGACCGGUACGUGUGGUCAGGCGGCCCGCCCGGCUUCAGUGAUAGGGGGAGGGUACACAGUAAUUUACGCUGCCUUAGCUGGAGUUGGAGUGUCCUUUCGACCUGUAACGUACCAUUCAGGGGCAGAUCGCUGCAAGCCUGAUGGGGAUCAUGGAACUCGUAGUCUCAUCAGACACGAAACAUUUGUGGAGCGGGCACAGGUUUCGAAAUGCAUUCUUUGUUUCAACAUUAAGUUCUUACUUAAUUCUGGGCGCUUUACAAUCCCAACACUCUGACUAUUUAAUUACGAGGCGGGAUGGGCGUGUCUCGGUGGGGUGGCGUCGGCAACGGGGCUCUCUGGACAACCUCUAAUGCGCGACGCGUUCGGCUUGGUGGCGGCGACUGGCGAUUUAGUUUGUUUGAAUCCAUUUUAAGUUCUUGUAUAUGUGUGUAUGUGUUUAUUUGCUUGUAUGUUCUUUAACAGAGCUGGUGCCUCGAAUUAAGCACUUUCGAGUGCUUUUGCACCAGUUCUUACUUAUCUUGAUUUUGUGUAUUCUUUUGUUUCUUAAUAAACGUGAUGAUGAUGAUGAUGAUUAAAAACCUAAAUUGAGAACGGCAUUCAUCAUGUCGGUGCUGAUUUCGGCAGAACCAUUUCAGCGAGGCAGUCGUUGAGAAACUUGUAUCUGUUUAGAUUACUUGCUAUCUUUUUCCUUAUGUUGAAUUAUUUCAUUACGUUAACGCUGCCAUCGUUGCGAAUAGACGUUUGUAAAUAAUCAGACAUGAUUGAGUUUUAUUCACGAUCGAUGGCAACACAAGUCAAAUUCCUAAAACCAGACGUUUCGGCCACAGGGUGCCUUCGUCAGUGGACACUAGUGAUUAAAUUAAAAACACAUAGUAUCAAAAACAAUCGGUAUAAAUCGUUCGAAGUCGACACAUCGGGCACAGGUUUCGAAAUGCAUUCUUUGAACGACUGCCUCGCUGAAAUGGUUCUGCCGAAAUCAGCACUGACAUGAUGAAUGCCGCUCUCAAUUUAGGUUUUUAAUGUUGAACCAAAGAAUGCAUUGAUGGAGCAUUUGAAUCGUAACAAUGGUGGAGUUACCGCUACAGUGGAUUUGUACACAUAGCACAGUGACGCACACGUGACUGUACGUAAGUUACGGUAUGCUAGCGUUCGAGAUAUCAGUCUCAAAUAUGAACUUUGGAAUGGGUAUUGUUUUUGGAAAUACGAGUAUAUUUUCUAAUUGAAGGAGGUCCCACAGAUUCCCUCGACAUGAGCCUCGUGAAUUUAAGGUGUUCCGUUGCCAUUCUGUUUUGUAUAAUAGAUGCAGGGUGUAGAAUGUAUAGUGUGUAGCUUCCGUAGAGUUUUGAAAUGGUCUCAUCAUCGCCUCAGUCAUUAUACAUUAUAUUGUUGCAUUGCGAUGGCCUUUCAAUGCGUUAUAAAUGCAUUCGUGUUAGUGAAUAUUUUGAUCAACUUUGUGAUGCGUGAACUCAGCAUUGUAUAGCAAUUGGCUGGUUUGUUUAUGCGUAAUAUAUGCGUAUUUUUAACCAUUG